CUAGUUAGAGGACACAAAUCGUCAUUCCAGAUUGUCGAUUAAGGGAUGAAAUUGCUCAUAAAUCUGGCUUUUGUGAAUUUUUGUAUAAGUUUAAUAUCAAAGUUGUGUAAUUUGCCAUGUGGUUUUUCAAUUAAACUUAAUCUGUUAUGCUAACUAAAAAUAAUGUCGACGAAGGAUAUUCAAUUUACCGAAAAUAAACUUUCUAUUCAACAAGGAUCGUAUGUUCAAAAAACGCCAUUUUUGAUAGAAGAUAUUUUACACCAACGUAAUAACAGUGAUCAUUUGCAACAGAAAAUUAGUGUAAAUAAAAUAAGUAACAAUGGUGAUAAGGUGAUCACAGACAUAAAUAAUAAAAUAGUAAGGAACAAUAACUUAAAUGAGCUUAUGUCAAGUGGUAAUGUUCAAGGAAAUGAAGAGGAUUAUAGAAAAAUUCUGCAGCAUGAACGAUUUAAAUUACACGAGCGAAUACCAACCACACAAUCACACUUCAACGCACCAAAUCAAAAUAUGCUUUAUGCAUCCAAUCCAUACAGUGAUUCGUCAGGUUACCUUCAAAUGGCAUUGGGAGCUUACUUGACACCAUCUGGUGGUGGAUACAAAAGUGUCGAUCCAUAUUUUCUAUCGCAAGGUAUAUUCAGUGGAACACAUCUAUUUUCUGGAUCGUGUCCAGUACCCGAACUUGCUCUAGGAAUUGGAAUGGGAGUUAAUGCUUUAAGACAUUGCAGAAGACGAAAAGCUCGAACAGUUUUCAGUGAUCCACAAUUAACUGGCUUGGAAAAACGCUUCGAGGCGCAAAGAUACCUGUCGACACCGGAAAGAGUAGAACUUGCAUCUUCAUUGGGCUUGAGCGAAACUCAAGUGAAAACAUGGUUUCAAAAUCGUCGCAUGAAGCACAAAAAACAGUUACGACGAAGAGAAAAUAAUUCAGAACCAGUAGACUUUUCUCGUAAUGUUACGAGCAAGUUGAACCAGUCAUCGGAUACAACACAGCAUUCGAAUCGGUCAUUUUCCACGUAUUCUAUGAACGAAAAGAAAACUCUUGGCAUGUUAAGAAGUGUAUCUUCCGAUGACAUGAUUAAAUCGAGUGAUGAAAAUUCGGAUGAAGAAAGUGAUGUGGACGUAGACAUCGUUGGUGACCCCAAAGGAUACAUGACAUAAUUUAAGUAGAAAACCAAAUUGAUCGAAUUUAAUUAUGUAUUUGCAUUGUGUUCAUGGCAAAAUGAUGUAACAGGAGUGAUAUAUUGGGUGUGUAGAUAUGUAGGCCAAGAGUCGAAAAUAAUAUCAAUUUAGUAUAAAUAACCAAAAUUUGUAAAUUAUUUUUAGCUUAAGACAAAAAUGCACAUAG
This is a messenger RNA of Bradysia coprophila, 1345 nucleotides long. RefSeq names its product brain-specific homeobox (gene bsh). Gene Ontology annotation, molecular function: DNA-binding transcription factor activity, RNA polymerase II-specific; DNA binding. The record is from RefSeq and is a predicted model, not a curated record. Gene Ontology annotation, biological process: regulation of DNA-templated transcription. Lineage: Eukaryota; Metazoa; Arthropoda; Insecta; Diptera; Sciaridae.